Messenger RNA from Pollicipes pollicipes, 2278 nucleotides. RefSeq names its product ankyrin repeat and MYND domain-containing protein 2. Gene Ontology annotation, molecular function: protein binding. NCBI's taxonomy places the organism in Eukaryota, Metazoa, Arthropoda, Thecostraca, Pollicipedomorpha, Pollicipedidae. The transcript is spliced from 5 exons. The record is from RefSeq and is a predicted model, not a curated record. Bases 176 to 1567 code for a protein of 463 amino acids.
GGCGGAACAUAUAGAUCUAAGGGCGCAGCACAGACAUUGGGCGUGGGCACGGUUGCCGGCCGAGUUGUUUCGGGUGGCUGUAGGGUUGCCUCUUGGGCUGCAUUCCACUGAGUUAAGAGUCCAAUUAAAAGCCCAUUAUCAGCGAACGCGGACAUCGUAGGCGAGUACCAAGACAAUGUUGCUCCAAAAGCUGUUUGAUCACAUCAGUGCUGAUGACGUGGAAGCAGCCAAGGAGCAGCUCUCCAGUGGUUCAGUUAAGGUCAAUGACUGCGAUGAUCACGGCAUGACAGCCCUGCAGCACGCCAGCUACAAAGGACGGCACAAGAUCUGCCAGAUGCUGUUGGAUCAGGGUGCGGACGUGGACUGGGACGGCCACGAGCACGGCUACACGGCGCUCCACUUCGCCGCCCUCUCCGGCAGCGAGCUGACCGUUCGCGCGCUGCUGGCGGCCGGCGCGCGCACCGACCGCACCAACUCGGUCAAGCGCACUCCCGCCCAGAUGGCUGCGUUUGUCGGCAACCACCGGGUGGUGGCCCUGAUCAACAACUACGUGCCCCGCUCGCUGGUGGACUACUACACGGCUCCGCGGGGUCUGGAGACGGAGCCCAAACUGCCGCCGGCCCUGGCCGCGCCCACACACCACCUCCUGAUGCAGGUGAACCUACACCCCGUGCACAUCCUCUCCGUGCUGCGCCAGUCGGCCGCCAUGUUCGCCGGCCUGCCGCGCGUGGCGCGCGUACUGGAUCUGAUCUGCGAGCGCGAGGUGCGACUCCCGGGCGGCGGCAACGAGGUGCUGGCCGUGAAGGCGCAUUACCUGGCGUGCGUGCUGCGCUCGCUGGAGGAGACGCGGCAGGCCGAGCUGGCCAAGCAGCCGGACGGCGGCGGCGACGCGGCGCAGCUCGCCGCACGCGUCGGCGAACUGCACGCGCGCGCCUGGCUGCGCUGCAACGCCAACAUGGUGGAGGAGUACCAGGAAAACUACGUGCGCGAGUGCAUCAAGAGCUUCCCGUGCCGCGAGACGCCGCUCUUCCAGCAGCUGGUGGCGAACCUGGCGCGCGCGCCGCCGGCCGCCGCCGAGACGACGGCGCUGGGCCUGCUAAGCGCCGCGCUUAACGGCCAGCGCGCCUUCCAGGACGAGAAGCAGUGCUGGGCGUGCGGCGAGGAGGGCGCCGCCAAGCGAUGCGCCGCCUGCCGCGCCGUCCAGUACUGCGACCGCGCCUGCCAGCGCGCCCACUGGUUCACGCACAAGCGGUUCUGCGCGGCACUUCGCGAGCGUGUGGCCGAGCAGGAGCGGAAGGCGCGCGAGGCGGGCGAGGCGCUCGCUGUGACGUCAGAGGGCGGUGAGAAGACCGCUGCGACGUCACAGGGUGGCGAGAAGACCGCUGUGACGUCAGAGGGCGGUGAGAAGACCGCUGUGCCGGCGGAGGGGGGCGAGACGUCCGCUGUUCCGAAAGGCGCGGGGGAGAGGCCGGAUGCGGCGGCAGGAGCAGGGGAGGAGUCUGAGGGCGCGGCCACGGAGUCGAAAGAGGCUGGUCAAGGGAGCGGUGCUGCUGGAGGAGCCAGCUAACUCAGUCAGUCUCCGGCCGCUGCUCGCCGUCCCGCCGUUCAUUGUCAUCGAUGUUUUGAAAUGUUUACACGCGUAAGUGUCAGUCAUGACUCCACCAGCUGGUGUUGGCUGGCCGGUGGAGUGGGCCGAAGUAGCACCACGUUGCCGUCAAGUCUGGAGCACGUGGUCCGAUGGCCCCUGCCUGCUGCGCUCUCUGCUGCACCGUCAAUGGACACGCGUGCAAGGCAACGUGCGUGUGCCGGGAUCCGAAGAAUAGACCCGCGCUGUAGUACUAGGUCCUGUGGACAGUCAACACGUCUCUCCACGGUUAGACGCAAGCUCCAAGACGCUUCUGAAACCCGGGAUCCCGUACGGAACGGGAUCCGUGACUUGGGGAUCCGGUACCCACGAGUGCUUAGCAGUUUGCGGCAUCUUCCAGGUUGUACGUGCCAUUUUCUGAGCUUCGCGUGAGGUCAGGAUCCACUGUUGUUCGGCCAUUGUUCGGAUCCACCAGCCAUUGUUCGGAUCCACUCUGUGUAUCUGUCUUUAAAACACUGUCACCACGUCACCCGUUCUGUGCACUGACUCAUCAGAGUCCCGCAGCCGUGUCUUGGUCGGGCGAGACCCGAGCGUGUCGGGACCGGGCCGGCCCGCGCGCACUGUCCGUCACGUCCGCUGCUCUGGCUCGCUCGGCGGCCACGUCUCGGUCCGCUCGUGCAAUACACGCCUCUC